UGUCUAAAUGUAUGGUUACUGUAACUAAAAAUAACUAACGUCACAACAUUAUUAAAAAACCUCGCCUAACAUUAAAAAUCUUCAGUGUCUGAAGGACUGACUUAAAGAUUAUGUCUUACAAGUUUUGAAUUAAGGAGUAAACCAUGGCCUCUUCGCAUUCAAACAAACCAACUGAAUCAAGCAAAUCCAAGAGCGACACAGCCAUUGGACAUGUGCAGAAGGAAUCUCCUAUAAAGAAUGUUCCCUCUGAUAAGGAGGUUAUGUUGGAGCACGGGUUCUACUUGGGAAGGAAACUUGGCUCAGGCAGCUACUCCAAGGUUCGAUUUGCUGUUACCAAAGAUACUUUCGACAAAUUAGCAGUCAAGAUCAUUGAUCGCCGGCGGGCACCGAUGGAUUACCAGCAGUGUUUCCUACCGAGGGAACUGAGUGUAGUCAAGUUCCUGAAAUGCACCAACAUCAUCCGCACGUACGACUGGUUCGAGGAAAACCAAAAGAUCUACCAGAUCAUGGAAUUUGCCGAGAAUGGAGACGUAUUGGAGUACGUGAGAACUGUAUCCAAGGGUGCGGUUGAGGAGUCUCUGGCGCAGAAGUGGGUCCUGCAGACUGCCCGAGCGAUUGCCUUCAUGCACACCCGAGCCAUCGCCCAUCGUGACGUCAAGUGCGAGAACUUGCUCCUCAGUACCGGCUACCACAUCAAGCUGUGCGACUUUGGCUUCGCUCGAAUGACGAGUUACAGGGAGCUGAGCCAGACCUUCUGCGGCUCGGCGGCCUACGCAGCGCCGGAGAUCAUCCGCUCGCAGCCCUAUUGCCCCUUCGCUGGCGACGUCUGGGCCCUGGGCGUGGUGGCCUACAUCCUAGCCACCGGCUACAUGCCAUUUGGGGACGAUGUCCGGAACGUGGCCAAGAUCCUGGAGGCACAGCAACGGGGGGUGCACUUCCCUUCCUCGGCACCGGCGAUCAGCGAAGACUGCAAAGACCUGAUCCGCAGCAUGCUCAACAUCGACGCCCGGACCAGGAUAGACAUCCAGAUGGUACUGGCCCACCCUUGGUUCCGUUCGGAUGAGUGUUUGAAGAGAGCUACCACACCCCGCCUGCGCAAAAUUGCAAUCGAUGAUGAUGAAGGCAUCAGCUGGUAAACAUGUUGCACUUGGGAUGGGGACGUCUUGCAGAGUAAUAAAGAAGCACUUGGUUAUUAAUACAACCCAAUCUGCCUUUUUCAUUUCAUGGAAUUUUCUGGACUGUUUUCUAGGGGACUGAACUAUUGGCAAAAGAAUCGAAUUACAUAAUGUCAAUUUCAAAUUGAGAUCUAUUUGUGGUAUUCUCAUUCCAAUGUGAACUAUGAUAUCUUAGAAAUUAAUCCUGUCAUUUCUGACAAGGUACAUUCAAUAAUGGGCCUACUUGUACUUAAAAUCAUGGUCUUAUGCAGAAAAUGCUAUUACGAAAUACCUUUAAAUUUCGAAAAUCAAGUGCCUAAAAAUCAACCAGGAUAAAAUUCAAUGUAUGAACUUCGAUUAUAGAAUAUCAAACUUUACGCGAUUGUCAUUUUCAAUUUUUUUUCCCGCAGAGAAAUAGGAACUACUUAUUCCCCGCUCCUCAACAGCGAAACUCAGAGUAAUUUUAAAAAGCCACUGUGCUGAGCAAAACCAAUUCAACUUUGCCAGUUCUGGGUUAUUUGAAAAUAGAGAUCAUCGUAAACAAGUGUAUCUACCGAUAAAAUUUAUGUCUAGUAAUGAUUAUUUUAAGCACUUCCUGUGUGAAUGUUUGAUUGGAAAGCACAUAUAUACGCUUCAUAAAAAAAAACUGGACGUUGCGAA
This is a messenger RNA of Acanthaster planci (crown-of-thorns starfish), 1814 nucleotides long. RefSeq names its product testis-specific serine/threonine-protein kinase 3-like. Lineage: Eukaryota; Metazoa; Echinodermata; Asteroidea; Valvatida; Acanthasteridae. Gene Ontology annotation, molecular function: tau-protein kinase activity; ATP binding. The record is from RefSeq and is a predicted model, not a curated record. Gene Ontology annotation, biological process: protein phosphorylation; microtubule cytoskeleton organization; intracellular signal transduction. Gene Ontology annotation, cellular component: cytoplasm.